Molecule: messenger RNA, 4244 nt
Organism: Trichomycterus rosablanca
Lineage: Eukaryota; Metazoa; Chordata; Actinopteri; Siluriformes; Trichomycteridae
Gene: map1sb
Product: microtubule-associated protein 1Sb
Exons: 7
Coding region: 1-3855 (1284 amino acids)
Biological process (GO): regulation of microtubule depolymerization; axonogenesis; microtubule cytoskeleton organization
Cellular component (GO): synapse; neuronal cell body; dendrite
Molecular function (GO): actin binding; microtubule binding
Source: RefSeq, a predicted model, not a curated record
AUGGCGGAUCAGGGCAGUAGGUUCGGUACUAACACACACUCCGCUCUGAUCUUUAUUCUAACCGGAGCGGCUGAUGGUCCGAACAUCCGGGAACUCACAGCUGCGGCUCUACACAGAGGUAUCAGAUCGUGGGACGUGAAUCUGACCGUGUGUAACCUGGAUGAACUGCUGCCGUUAUUUAUUAGGAACCAUUCAGCUCAACACAGCACCGAAAUCACAGCUCAGCAGAUCCUGCAGUUCAGUACCAGUGGAUUCAGCUGUACGGUGGUGGUGAAUCCAUCAGAGGAGCAUCUCGUCUCCCAGGUACGAGCUCUGAUCACAGAUCUGUCUGGACAGAAGUUGCUGCUGCUGAGUGGACGGAGUUUGGAGGACAGCGGGGAUUUAGUCCUACGCUCUGGAUACUUCAGUCCUCAUCACUUCACCCAGAUACUCACAGAUCAGGAGAUUGCACCGAUACUGAACUCAGCAGGUUCUUCAGGUAAAAUCACUCUGACGCUAAGUUGUCCGAAGCCUGGAAGAUGGAAGAACGCCGUACUUGGAGUGCAUGGCUUACAGGACGCUCUGGACAUUAAGGUGAACCCUCUGAUGGUGCUGCCCAAAAUGGACGGCCUUCAGAAAUUCUCAGAUUUCCUGUGUGAGAACAUCGAGCCUCUGUCACCGUUCGAUCUGCUGGAGCCUCCGAGUCAGGUGGGCUUUCUGAAACUCUGCCGGCCCUGCUGCUACGUCUUCCCGGGUGGGCGUGGCGACUGUGCCUUCUUUGCAGUUAAUGGAUUUAAUGUUCUGGUCAAUGGUGGAUCAGAGUCCUCUUCCUGUUUCUGGAAGCUGGUGAGGCACCUGGACCGUGUGGACUCGGUGCUUCUCACUCACGUUGGGACGGAUAAUCUUCCAGGAGCGAACAGCCUGUUCGCAAGAAAGGUGGCUGAGGCUGAAGAGAACAAUUGUACUGACCUGGAUAAGAAAGAGAAGUGGGUGAAGAAUCUCAUCUCUCCAGAACUGGGCGUGGUUUUUUUUAACGCUCCCAACAGGCUGAAAAAACUUCCGACUGAUCCAAACGUUGAGCGCGGCUGUGAUCUAGCAGGUCUUACGUUACGACAAUUAGAGAAGCUCAAGAUAUCACCAGAACUGCUAAGUCGUAACUCGGCCGGAUCUAUAGAGCCUGUGAUCUUGUUUCAGAAGAUGGGCGUGGGCUGCCUGGAGCUGUACGUCCUGAACCCGGUUAAAGGCAGCAAAGAAUUGGAGUCCUUCAUGCACAGCUGGCCAGACAACAACUCCAAUCCCAAAGGUUCUGAUGUUCCUUUAAGUUCUCUGGUCUCUAUCUGCACUCUGCUGGUGUGGCAUCCUGCCAGCCCACAGGAAAAGAUCAUCCGAGUCCUGUUCCCUGGAUCCACACCACAAGCCAAAAUACUAGAAGGUCUAGAGAAGCUCAAACAUCUAGAGUUCCUGAAGCGACCUGUCGUGUGUUCUAAAGAUCUAGACUCAAAAGCAGAAAAGACCCAAAAACGAGCAGAGAGCCAAGAAAGCAUCAAAUCUGGUUCUGGUACCAAGGAUUCCAGGACUAGUAGUACCUCUCCCAAAGAUAAAUCAGUGUCUGGGAAUCCUGAGCCCAAGGAGAACCUCAAAGUCACAAGUGGAAGUAAUUCAACCAGUGGAGAACGACUCAAGUCUGUGGAAAAAAGCGUCAAGCCAAAAGUCCCCAAAACGAUUCCCCGGAAGGAGUCCUUCAGAGGAAGUAAAAAGGAUGAAAGAAUUAACACGUCAGUCUCAAAGAAGCAAGAAGGUGGACAGAGAAAAAUCCCAGGUAAAAAAGAUCCUCCUGCAAACACGGUGAGAACAGAACCAAAAACCACUGAAAGGUCUGCGAGAGACUCCAGGAAGAUGCCUGCAGUAUCCAUGUCCCCUCCAGCCAAACCAAACAAGUCCAAAAAAACUGAACCAAAAGCAAACAAAGCAGCAGAAAGCAACAAAUCAGACAAAGAGCAGCAGAACCAAAAGCUUUCAGGAGAUAGUGGGGAUCCAAACCAGCCCACCAUCGUUUCUCCUGAAGAUGGUUCCUCCGAGCUUCUAGAAAGGACGACGGAACAAACACAAGAACUGCCUGGUAGUACAAACUUCAUCACCGCUUCUGGAAAGGACUCAGCAAGUCAAGAGGAUCCAGAGAGGUCUUCACAUCAAACCAAGGUCACUCCAAAAAGUGAGCAAAGUGUGAAACUGGCCCUCACACCCACAGAGUUCGAUGGAGCUUUAAAGGACAAUCAGGAUGAACACAACCAGCGUGGACAGGUGGACGUCUGUAUUAGUCCUGAAGAGAAGACCUUAGAGCUGAGCUCUUCCAGAUCUGGUCCGAACAGCGCUGGACACACGCCGUACCACCUUUCACCCGAGGAAACCUGGGCCUCCAAAGAUCGCAGCAGCCUGGUGGUUAAGAUGUGUCUGGGAUCGGACAGCCAGCAGGUCGGGUCUUCUAAGAUGUCGGAGACCGGGUGCCUGAGAAGUACUCAGGAGAGCAACUCCACCUCCUCCAGAGAGAAACAUUCCAGCUUCCUGUCCCUCAGCUCCUUUAAAGACUUCAUUCCUGACGUGUCUCCAUCAGCCACCACCCACUCCAUGCCCGCUGAGGUCAGCUCCCCACAGUCCACAGAGGUCGACGAAUCUUUAUCCAUGUCCUUCGAGCAGGUCCUUCCUACGGUCAGUGAGUCUACAAACGAAGACGAGACCUCGCACUCCAACGGGCACUACACAGACUCGGACUUUAAAGUCGGGAUGUCGUUGUCCUUGAAGAAGCCUCACACUAAACGUCUGAUGAACGACGGCUCGGAUGGGCGUCCUCCUGCACCACAGAGUCUGAUCUUUGAUGCCCCUCAUGACGUGGACCUGUGUCUGGUGUCUCCUUGUGAGUUUAAGCAUUUCAAACCUGCAGAUGAUCCGGUCUCACCAGGAAUCGAGGCCAACAGUCCUCACGACCUCUCGGACGACAGCGACCGCUCACAGGAAGUGGUGAAGCCCCUGCAUCAAGGGUUUUCAACCAGCAAGUCAAUGCACCAAGCCCAGGAAACUCCUCUCACCUCCGCUAGUGACUACUUCCCCACCGCGUCAGACUCAGAUCCACAUCCAGGGUUAGAAGAAUGUCCUUCAAUCACCGCAGACGGAGCGCUCGACUCGGACGAGGAGUCCGGCACCCAUCUCUCCUCUCACAACCACCACAACCACAACCAGAACGAUGGUUACCCCAAUCACAGGGUGAUUAGUUCACCCCUGCAGGAUCCUCUCCCGGUUCCUCUGAAGGACCUGCCCCCAGUUCCAGCUCAGCCGGGGGCCUGCAUGCCUGAUCCAGCCAAAAACCACAAAACUGCUGCUGCAAGGGACAAAAAGGGGCAACCAAGCAAAACCAGACCAGGAAGUCUGAGUGGAGCGUCCGGUGGUCAGAGAUCAAACUCUGGUGUAGAUGCUCCGGGAUCACGCGCCACCCAGUCUGGACCAAAGAGAACCGCAGCAGGUAAGAAGGGCGGCGCCUCAGUAUAUCUGGACUUGGCGUAUCUCCCGUCUGGACCAGCGGCCUCCACCAUCGACGUCGAUUUCUUCUGCCACCUUCGAUCGUCCUGUUACAUCAUCAGUGGGCAGGACGCUCCUAAAGAAGCCAUGAUGAGGUCGGUACUGGACGCUUUACUGGACGGGAAGUCUGUCUGGUCUGAGGACGUACCGGUGACGUUAAUUCCCACGUUUGAAUGUGAGCUGAUUCACGAGUGGUACCAGCAGACCCAGGAGAGGCAGCGCCAACUGGGCAUCACAGUUCUGGGCAGUAACAGUACAGUAGCCAUGCAGGAAGAGACCUUCCCCGCCUGUAAAGUGGAAUUCUGAGGACAGACGGAGCGAGUGAGUGUGAACCCACACGGCAUGUAAAUAACGGGAGGAAAACAUUCAGCAGAGAUUAAAAUCCUUCCUGAUUUAUUAUUAUUAUUAUUAUUAUUAUUACACGUCCUUUAUUUUCAUUACUGAUGUUAAUGAGCUGCUCAAGAGACACCAGAUUCAUCAGUGAGGAAUCAUUUCUGAUUCAUUUAACCACUGAAAAUAUAAAUACAGCCGCACCUUGUAACUCCACGUCCCCUAAACUCCAAAUCUUUCAAAUCUGUUCCCUUAAUUUGUAAACCCUCAUCAGCGUGUGAGUCUGAUCUGAAUCUGCAUCAGUGUGGAAUAAGCGUCAGAUCCAGUGUUACAGCUCCACAUGUAUCUGUGUUUAUCUGGAUUCU